AUGUAUACUUCUAUUAAGUGUUCAACAAUUUACCCAAAUAAAAUUAAUAUUCCUUAUAUUGCUCACUCUUCGCCAUUCCAAAUUGACAGUUCUCAAUUCCAAGACAUAGGAAGCUUGUGCCUUAUAAAAAAAUUCAUAAAUGCGAGCCCAUGCUUUCUUGUGCCAAUUGCGUUUCAUAUGUCGCUUUGUCCGAAGCGUGAAAUAUCCAAUUAUUUAAGUGCCAACGAAAAUGUUGUAAAUAAACCCAAUGAGUUGGGAAGAAAACUCGACUCUGAGCUGGAAAAACUAAAAACAUCGCUGCUCAAAACCAAAAAGCUCCAGGAGAAACUUGAGAGAGCCGAAUUUUCUUUCUACAAAGAUGGUCCAACGUAUGAGCGGAGACUUGUUUUUUUGGUGUUUCGGCCAGCUGACACAAAGGAAAUGGAUGUCAAACUGCCUAAUUUUAAAUUUGAAGAUGGAAGUUAA
Molecule: messenger RNA, 465 nt
Organism: Caenorhabditis elegans
Lineage: Eukaryota; Metazoa; Nematoda; Chromadorea; Rhabditida; Rhabditidae
Exons: 3
Coding region: 1-465 (154 amino acids)
Source: RefSeq, marked reviewed